Messenger RNA from Vicia villosa (hairy vetch), 582 nucleotides. RefSeq lists its product as uncharacterized. Lineage: Eukaryota; Viridiplantae; Streptophyta; Magnoliopsida; Fabales; Fabaceae. The transcript is spliced from 2 exons. The coding region runs from base 1 to 582 and encodes 193 amino acids. The record is from RefSeq and is a predicted model, not a curated record.
AUGCCAUUAGGGUCCGUAGUUAAGCAUUUGGGAGUAAAUGCUAUCGCCGGAAGUGUUGGUAAUUUGUACAAGAGUAUGGAGAGCUUUGAUCCGACUUCAGUGUUGCUAAAUCCUGGCUUAGUACAACAUUUUAGUUGUCCAAACCAUCCUCUCAAUAUUCCCAAUGAACUACCACCACUCACUACAUAUUAUUUUGGUCGAAAUCUGACUCCUUACUCUAAUUAUGAAACAAAAGGAUUUAUAUCAACAAGGCGUUAUUCGAUUUAUAAUGCUAAAUCCUUGAUUUCACUUGACCCAUGGCCCCACAACAUUUCAAAAGAAGGUGUUGUGGAAUUUGUGAAAAGAGAUGCAUUAUAUGGUAUAGGAGAUGAUCUAAAAGUAAAAAAAGUUUCGGCUAAUUUUUGCUUUUCGUAUCUGAAAGAUCUGAACCUUUCUUUUGAUGAUCUUGAAGUGAAGGCGAUAAGCAUCACUGAAGUUGAGGCUUUGAGCCUCCUUGGAGCUUGUGUGACAUCAAACUUUACCUUGACUAGUGCACUCAAACACUUCUUGAAUGUGCCAAAACAAGAAUCAACUUUGACAUAA